Molecule: messenger RNA, 1158 nt
Organism: Ilex paraguariensis (yerba mate)
Lineage: Eukaryota; Viridiplantae; Streptophyta; Magnoliopsida; Aquifoliales; Aquifoliaceae
Source: the annotation of a GenBank genome assembly
AUGUUUGGAUCCAUGAGGAAGUGGUGCAUCCUUGGGGCCGGCAGACUAGGGCGGUCUGGCCGGUGGUCAAGAGAAGACUGUAAAAGGGACCCCUCUAGCGUAGCUGCCCAAGAGGUCAGCAGCGACGAGGAGCCGUAUUCGCCGACGUGGAGUCAAAGUGAUCGUGAGGGCGAGGGCCCCGAUCAGGCGAGAGAUUACGGUGGUGCCGUCGACGACCGUCUGUUUGCGGAUGCGGAGUACGCUGAGAUCCCGUACGACCCAGAGGCCGAUCUGAAAGAAUUUGAGCAACGAUUGGAAUCUGCGGUAUAUGAUGGAUUGGUCAACGAUAUGCCAGCGACGAUCGAGUUCAUACAACUGGCACUUGAACGGGCAUAUCCGUUCAUUCGGAAAAAUGCGCCUGGUGGAGAGCCGAUCGAGAAGAUCGAACGUCGCAUUCCGGCAGAGGGAUCGUUAUUGGCGAAUAUGACUGGUGGUGAGUCGUGGACUAAGUAUUGGCAAGCGAAGUCUGUACAAGAUGAUCCGCGUCCCUUUACUAGACCACCGCCGCAGUCCGUCCGAGGACAACGACGACCUCGUGCGUCGUUUGCUCAGGUCCAACGUCGUAACAACGACGACUGGGACAAUUGUCCGAUCAUGCAAACGGGACCGAGUACGUCAGCGCAUGCGACCGAUACAGAUGAUGGUCAGCAAAUAAGGCGCAAGACUAAGGGUAGGCCUACUCGUGAACGGGUGAAAAGUGGCGCAAGUCGACGAAAGGUCAAAGGACCCGCGACCGGGCGCAUGAAGCUUAGAAACCCGAGAGGCUCCGACACAGAUACGUCUGGAAAGAGAUAUCCGACACCUGAACGCAACGAUUGGAAUGACAAACGUAGACGACUAUUGACUGACUCGGAGACUGACAUUCCUAUAAAGAAGUGUUUCGCACCAGAUACUAGCGACUUGACUAGCCAGUCUGGAAUGGACGUAUCUGACUCAGACUGGGACAGAGAAGUCAAAGACAGAGGGAGCGACAUAUCUGACUCAUCGACAGACUUGACUGUAGGCCAAAACUGGUGGAAUGAUCCGAAGCAGGGCAAUGCUCAAACGCUCGAUCAGAUCAGAUACUGCUUGAUUUAUCGGAAAAGAAGGACAAACAUAUGUCUGACUCCUCUUCUUUGA